This is a messenger RNA of Cololabis saira (Pacific saury), 9190 nucleotides long. Its product is annotated as unconventional myosin-XVIIIa-like. The transcript is spliced from 47 exons. Gene Ontology annotation, molecular function: ATP binding; cytoskeletal motor activity; protein binding. NCBI's taxonomy places the organism in Eukaryota, Metazoa, Chordata, Actinopteri, Beloniformes, Belonidae. The coding region runs from base 376 to 6642 and encodes 2088 amino acids. Gene Ontology annotation, cellular component: myosin complex. The record is from RefSeq and is a predicted model, not a curated record.
AGUUGUGCAUACUCUAUUAAUAGUCCCCCCCUGUAUUUCAGCAGCUGUCCCUCUUCUACCCCCGGCCCAACUCCUCUCACGUUACCCUCCUCCACUCCUCAGAUCACAGCUCUACUAUGCUGUUCUGACUCUGAACCCACCCUCCCUCUCAGAGCUAUAAGGGUGUUUGCUCCUGGUGGACCCUGGCUUUCCCCUACCUUAGCUCUCUGACUGCACUGCUCCAGUGGCUGAGUGAAGAUUGGAAGGUUAACCAGGCCCAGAGAGGAGAACAGUUCAUCCUCUGCUCUUUGGCCGCCCCUUAAUUUUUGUCUCAUCAUUCCAUGCAAUUAUUCUCCGCGUGGUCCGGCUUAAAUCCAUGACUGCUGGGCUGUCACCAUGGCGUACAAAUCACGCUUUUCUUUCUGGGAGCAAAAGGUUAAAGUUGAGAACAAGCCAGAUUCUGAUAGUAGUCGACCUCAGGCAGUAACUAAAUCCGGACAAGAGACGGCAAAGGCUCCACAGACGACUACACCACCAGCUGAAGAGGCAAAUAGUAAAGUAGCCAUGGGGGGAUCAGACAAACCAGUGGCUGAGGAGAGUACUGUCCCUAAGAAGGUGGUGAAAGUGGUGAGGAGGGUUGUGAGGCGUGUGGUUCCCGCUGGAACGGAAGCGCAGAACCAGUCCACCGUUUCCACAUCUGCUGCAGACUCGGCUCCGACUAAAGUUGGAGCGGCUCCGGAGGACAAAGAUGAUAUAUCCAUGGGUCUGGCCAGUCUAAUGGGCAGAAGUAGACUCAAGGAACAUCGUCCUCGCACCCGCACUCAGGACCGAAAAGAAGAUGUAAAAGAAGAGGCGAAAGAGGAGGAGAACAAGGAGAAGGUGGAGGAGAACAAGGAGAACGUGGAGGAAAAGAAGGAGAAGCCUACCGUGGAAAAACCGCAGGAGGCCACGUCUGUACCGACUAAAACAGCGCCAAACCCUGCACCACCUAAGUCUAACCCCCUCACCCCUCCACCUGCGUUCCUCCCUCCGACCAAGUCAGACCCUUUGGCCCCACCUGCUGGUUUCAUCCCUGCACCCAAAAGAAACCCGUUGACUCCUCCCCCGGGUUUCAUCCCUGCACCCAAACAAAACCCGUUGACUCCUCCUCCGGGUUUCAUCCCUGCACCCAAACAAAAUCUGUUGCCAUCAAAACAGAAUCUGUUGGCGAGACCUCCAGGAUUCAUCCCUGUCUCAAAGACGGAUCCACUGGCUCCUCCUUCAGGGUUCAUACCAAAGGCUCAUCCCCUUUUUGUCAAGAAAGCAGAGGUAAAGGAGACUCCUUGCCCCCCGGUGAUGCCCAAUGGUAAACCUGUUGCACAAACCCCCGCCCAGGCUGCAGCCAAUGAACAGGUCCCGCGGCUGGUCCCCACUGAGGAUGACUACAAUCGUAUGAAGAAGAUCUUCGGUCUAGAUGACAAUAAUCGCGCCAGAGGCCACAAAUGCUCUCAGUCCAAGCUUGUUGAGGACCCAGUGGCCCUGCUUCAGGCAGCACACUCGGCUGCAACUAAGGGAAAGUCUGACGAGCAGUUAAAAGCAGAGACAGCCUGGUAUAACACAGAGAAAGUAUGGCUUGUCCACAAGGACGGGUUUUCCUUGGCAACUCUUCUGAAGACGGAGACAGGCAGUCUGCCAGAGGGGAAGGUUAAAAUCCGCCUGGAGAGUGAUGGAUCUUUGUUGGAUGUGGAUGAGGAUGAUGUAGAGAAGGCAAACCCCCCGUCGUUUGACCGAGCGGAAGACCUGGCCUCGCUGCAGUACUUGAACGAGGCGAGCGUGAUGCAUUCCCUGCGGCAGCGGUAUGGCAGCAACCUGGUGCACACCUACGCGGGGGUCAACAUGGUGGUUGUUAACCCUAUUAGUGCCCCCUCUAUGUAUUCUGAGAAGGUGAUGCAAAUGUUCAAGGGCUGCAAAAGAGAGGACACUGCACCUCACAUUUACAGCAUGGCACAGAAUGCAUACAGGAACCUUCUGACCACUCGUCAGGAUCAGUCCAUCGUCUUGCUCGGCAAAAGUGGAAGUGGCAAAACCACCAACUGCCAGCACAUCAUUCAGUAUCUGGUGACCAUUGCUGGAAGCACCAACAAGACCUUCUCCACCGAGAAAUGGCAGGCGGUCUAUUCCGUUUUGGAGGCUUUUGGAAAUGCUUCCACUAGUUUGAAUGGGAAUGCAAGUCGCUUCUCCCACAUUGUUUCCUUGGACUUCGACCAGGCAGGUCUGGUGACAUCAGCUUCAAUUCAGACGAUGCUGCUGGAGAAAAUGAGGGUGACAAGAAGACCGGAGGGAGAGUCUUCAUUUAAUGUCUUUUACUACCUGAUGGCUGGAGUAGACAGCUCUCUUAGAACUGAACUGCACCUUAACCACUUUGCUGAAAACAAUGCGUUUGGAAUUAUGCCACAAACUAAGCCGGAGGACAAGCAGCGGGCCUCUCAGCACUUUUCCAAGCUGCAAGCAGCCUUGAAGGUUCUGGGCAUCAGCGCCGACGAGCAGAGGGCUCUGUGGCUCAUCCUUGGGGCCAUCUAUCAUCUUGGAGCCGCAGGAGCUACCAAGGCUGGCAGGAAACAAUUUGCACGUCAUGAGUGGGCCCAGAAGGCAGCCUACCUGCUGGGUUGCUCCCUGGAGGAGCUUUCCUCCUCCAUCUUCAAGCAUCAGGCCAAGGGCACCCUGCCCAGAGCCAGCACCAUCCGCCAGGCUUCUGACGAAAAUGGCACAGCAGAUGCAGGAUCCAAAACUACGGCUCUGGAGUGUUUAGAAGGGAUGGGAUCUGGUCUCUACUCCGAACUCUUCACCAUCGUCAUUUCUCUAAUAAACCGGGCAUUGAAAUCCAGCCAGCACUCCCUGUGCUCUCUGCUCAUUGUGGACACACCAGGCUUUCAAAACCCCAGGCUGGUGAAGCGCGAGUGCGGCACAUCUUUUGAAGACCUCUGCCACAACUACACUCAGGAACGCCUGCAGACCCUCUUCUACCAGCGUACCUUUGUUCAGGAAUUGGACAGGUACAAAGAGGAAAACAUUGACAUUUCCUUCGAUGACACAGAGCCUGUGACUUCUCUUUCAGUAGGAGUGGUAGACCAGACCUCAAGCCAAGCACUGGUGCGCUCAGUCCGAACAGAUGAAGCACGAGGCCUGUUGUGGCUCAUGGAGGAGGAGGCCCUGCAACCUGGGGGGUCCGAGGAAACGCUGUUGGGUCGUCUCUUCAGCUAUUAUGGACCCGCUGAGGGCGAGAGUAAAGGCCACACGUUUCUCUUGAAGAGUGAUAAAGAGAAUCACUUUCUGCUGGGCCACAGUCAUGGCACUGACUGGGUGGAGUAUGAUGUCCGUGGAUGGCUGAACUACGCCAAACAGAAUCCUGCCUUUUCCAACGCUACAAACCUCUUGCAGGACUCCCAGAAGAAGAUCAUCAGCUCAUUGUUCAUGAACCGUACGGGUGGAGUGGCUGUGCUGUCUGGGUCCAUUGCUGGCCUCGAGGGGGUCUCCCAGCUGUCUUUGAGAAGGGCUUCUAGCAUGAGGAAGACCUUCUCCACAGGGGUAGCCGCUCUCAAGAAGAAGUCCUUAUGCAUCCAGAUAAAACUACAAGUGGAUGCUCUCCUUGACAUGGUGCGGAGGUCUAGGAUUCACUUUGUUCACUGCAUAUUGCCCAAGGCAGAUGUUCUGAAGGCUCUCAGUGGAUCCCUGUUCAAAGGAGGGGAAUGUGAGUCUCAGCGGGAGACUGGAGAUCCCGGCUUAAUGCAGAUCGAUGUAGCCUUGCUCCGAUCUCAAAUACGAGGAUCCAAACUGCUGGAUGCUGUACGGAUCUACAGGCAAGGUUACCCUGAUCAUAUGGUGUUCUCUGAAUUUCGACGGCGCUUUGAUGUGCUGGCUCCGCACCUCACCAAGAAGCAUGGGAGGAAUUACAUAGUGAAGGAUGAGAGGAGAGCUGUGGAGGAGCUCCUGGAGUCCUUGGACUUGGAGAAGAGCAGCUACCAUAUGGGUCUGAGCAGGUUGUUCUUCAGAGCUGGCACUUUGGCUAAGCUGGAGGAACAGAGGGAUGAGCAGACCAAGCGGAAUCUGACCCUGUUCCAAGCUGCAAGUAGAGGUUACCUUGCACGGCAAGCCUUCAAGAAAAGAAAGAUUCAGGAUCUGGCAAUAAGGUGCAUCCAGAAAAACAUCAACAAGAAUCGUGGUGUGAAGGACUGGCCGUGGUGGAAGCUUUUCACAACAGUCCAGCCCCUCAUUAAGGUCCAGCUCACAGAAGAGCAGAUGCGGAGCAAAGACGAGGAGAUACAGAUGCAGAAAUUGAAGUUCGAGAAAGUGGAGAAAGAGAGAAAUGAGCUGAGACUGAACACGGAUCGAUUGGAGAGCAAGAUCGCAGACCUGCUGGCGGAGCUCACUGAUGAGAGGAGCACCAGUGAGUCAGCUUCUCAGUUGCUGGAGACUGAAACUUCGGAGAGACUCCGUCUGGAGAGGGACUUGAAGGACCUUCAGGUUAAGUUUGACGGAAUGAAGAAACAGUCUGACGCACAGGAAAUGGAGCUGAUGGAAGCACGGCUCUUGAAAACAUCAGACCUCAAUGGAGAGAUGGAUGCUGACGACGAUUCUGGAGGUGAGUGGCGCAUAAAAUACAAUCGAGCCGUGCGAGAAAUGGACUUCACCAAAAAGAAACUCCAGCAGGAGUUUGAUGAUAAGCUGGAGAUAGAGCAGCAGAGCAAAAGACAAAUCGAGAGAAAGCUGGCUGAUUUGCAGGCAGAUAAUGAAGAUGUGCAGCGCUCCAUGCAGCAGAUGAAAAAGAAAUGCCAGAAACUGUCUGCCGAGCUGCAGGACACCAAGCUUCAUCUGGAGGGCCUACAGAGCCGCAACCACGAUCUUGAGAAGAAACAGAGAAAGUUUGACCUGGAGCAGAACCAGUCUCAGGAUGAGGUACAGAGAGAACGGGGCCAACGGGAGAAACUGGCUCGAGAGAAGGACAUAAUGACUGCUGAGAUAUUUAACCUCCGCCAGCAGCUGCAGGACAAGGACACGGAGCUGUGUGGUGUGAAUGUGAAGGUGCAGCAGCUGGAGGCAGAGCUACAGGACCUCUCCUCACAGGAGUCCAAGGAUGAGGCCUCUCUGUCCAAGGUGAAGAAGCAGCUUCGCGACCUCGAGGCCAAGGCGAAGGACCAGGAGGAGGAGCUGGACGAACAGGCAGGGAACAUCCAAGUCCUGGAGCAGACUAAGCUACGUCUUGAGAUGGAGAUGGAGAAGCAGCGGCAGACCCACUCAAAAGAGAUUGAGAGCAAGGAUGAAGAGGUGGAUGAAAUUAGGCGGUCCUGCAGUAAGAAGCUGAAACAGAUGGAGGUACAGCUGGAGGAGGAAUAUGAAGACAAGCAGAAAGUCUUGCGUGAGAAAAGGGAUAUGGAUUCCAAACUGCUCAUUGCCCAGGACCAGGUGAGCCAGAGGGAUGUGGAGACAGAGAAGAGGUUGAAAAAGGAUCUGAAGAGAACCAAAGUCCUCCUGGCUGAUGCCCAGAUUAUGCUGGACCACCUGAAGAGUAAUGCUCCCAGUAAGAGGGAGAUCGCCCAACUGAAAAAUCAACUGGAGGAGUCGGAGUUCACUUGUGCAGCAGCAGUGAAGUCUCGAAAGAGCAUGGAGAUUGAAAUAGAGGACUUGCAUGUCCAAAUGGAUGAUGUGGUCAAAACUAAGAUUUCGUUGGAAGAGCAGAUCAGCCGUCAGCAGAGAGAGAAGAAUGAUCUGCAGUCUCGUAUGGAGGAGGAUCAAGAAGACAUGAAUGAGCUGAUGAAAAAACACAAGGCUGCAGUUUCACAGUCUGCCAGGGACUUGAGCCAGAUCAGUGACCUGCAGGCUCAGCUGGAAGAAGCCACGAAGGAGAAGCAGGAGAUUCAAGAAAAGCUCCACUCACUUCAGAGCCAGUUGGAGUUCCAGGAGCAGUCCAUGGUGGAGAAGUCACUCGUGAGCCGCCAGGAGGCCAAGAUUCGAGAGCUGGAGACCAAGCUGGAGUUUGAGCGGACACAGAUCAAGCGCCUAGAGAGUCUGGUGAGUCGUCUGAAGGAGAACCUGGAAAAGAUGACAGAGGAGAGAAACCAACGCAUCGCCGCAGAAAGCCGGGAGAAGGACCAGAGUAAGCGCGUGCAGAGGCAGAUAAGGGACAUGAAAGAAGAAAUGGCCGAGCUGUCCAAGAAGGAGGCAGAGGCUAGUCGCAAAAAGCACGAGCUGGAAAUGGACAUUGAGAGCUUAGAGGCAGCGAAUCAGAGCCUGCAAGUGGAUCUAAAGCUGGCCUUCAAGAGGAUAGGAGACCUGCAGGCUGCCAUCGAGGACGAGAUGGAGAGUGACGACAAUGAGGACUUAAUCAACAGUUUGCAAGACAUGGUGACAAAAUAUCAGAAACGAAAGAACAAAACUGGGGACGACACUGAAACGGACUCCGAAGUGGAAGACCGUGUGGAUGGAGUUAAAUCUUGGCUAUCGAAGAACAAAGGCUCCAACAAGACCCUGUCGGAUGAGGGAAGUCUGAAAAGCACCAGCCCUCCGUUGUACCGAAGACACCCGGGUAUUCAGAGAUCUGAUGAAGAGGAUGAGGUCGACGGAGAGUCCAGCAGCCAUUCUCCGAGGGAGAGCAACAGUGGGGGCUUAUUGACUGAGAAUGCAUCAUAACCCGCAGUCCGGCAAGCUUGUUCUUUCAGUGACACUAACCACACAGGAGGGGAACAUUUACUGUAUCACCUCUCUCCAUCCAGCAAGGACAGGAGAGAGCCACACAGAGAACACUGGACAUCUCAUCCUGCUUAUUAUGCUGCACCCUUUCAUCAGCGCGAGGUGACUUUCUCCCUCCCAUAACCACUUCAGUUUUAGUUGGCACGUGAUAUUCAGUCAGUCAUACAUAACAGCAAAAAUUAAGCACUUUCAGGAGAACUUUCAGCUUCUGCUUUAUUUAUAAUCGCUUCUUUUCAGGCAAAUUUAAGCACUCCUCUGCUCUUUGCUCUGACUAUACACAUGGCUCUGCCAAGAGGAUUUAGAUAAGCCUGCUCUGGCUGGACUUCUGCAAGUAGGUCUGACCAACUAUUAAGUUAUUCUUAUCUCCACCCGAUUCAUGUGGACCAGCACGAUGGGAGGGAUUAACCCAUUUUCAAUUAAUUAAAUUGCUGUAAGUUUACUUGUGGCUCUUGUUCCAAGUUCAUAUAUAUAUAUAUAUAUAUAUAUAUAUAUAUAUAUAUAUAUAUAUAUAUAUAAAAAAUUUGAACAAAGUGGUGCUGACAUGAAAUUAGAAUCAUUAUAGAAAUCAAUUUAGCUUUAAGCAAAACUUCCAGGUAUUUAAAUGCAGCCCUUAUAGAGUUAAAAAUGUUGGGAAAUGGAUUUAAACUUUGAUCUCAAAAUGUAUAUGUAUUAGCUAUAGCUGUUUCUGGACUCAAGUGAUUUACAUGCUCCUCAAAUGAAGUAAGGCUUCCUUAAACUACUGGGAGAAUUCUGUUAAGAUAAAGCUAAAGCUCAUGACAUAUUUCUGUUUUAUCCCUAUCAUUAAGUGGAGUGCAUGCCAGAAAGUUUUUGGUUUGGCUCCUAUGGGAUGGUUCUUGAAGUUCAAAGGGAAUUGAUUUAUUUGCUGUUAUAUAGGAGCUUUUCACAUAGCUUGUUAGACCUUGCAGAUGCUGAGAUACAGGAAUUUGUGUUUUUGGAGAUGCGUAAAGAGAACACUUCGGCUCCUUUUUAAUGUUGUUUUUCUGCAGAAUAGCCCAAAAAGCCCUGGCAUAUGCAGUAUUUUUAAUGCUAUUGGUAUCAUAACUAAAUUACUCCUAUGCUUUUCAGUGCAUUAUGGUAUAACUAUUUUAAGGUGCCAAAUAUGACUGUCUUGGAAAUCAAGCCACAUUAUGUAUCACUACCAUAUGUAGGUCAUGUGUCCAUUAAAGUGAUGAAUGUUUGCAUGUGAUUUAAGUCUGGAUCGAGACUUUCAGAGCAGCCCUGCAAAUCACAUUCUGCUACUCAACAGUCGCCCACUACAUUUACAUUACUGACGGAGGAAGUGAAUAUAUUGAUCAUAUUGUUUCUAUGCAAUAUUCUGCCAAGAAGCCUGGCAUCCUGGGACUUGUGGCUUUCAUGUGAAUGCUUCAGUAGCAUCUACAAAUUGGCCUUGGUUCCCUAAGGUCAGUAACCUCUCUCUGCAUGACGGCGUGCCUCUGCUUUCUACAAAAUCUACUCAGGAGCGGGUAGAACUAAGAAUGUUGAACCGGCCUGCAAGCUCCCCAGCUCCCGAUCCAAUUGAGCAUCCCUAUAGAAGUCAGAUCUACAGGGACUUUCCACUGCAGACCACAGAACCCAAAGGAUCGCCUGCCAAUGUCCCAAUGCCAGAGAGCACAAAACACCCCCGAGAGAUCCCCCCAACAAACCCCGCCGCCGUGACGGAUCAGAACUCUUGUGCACAGCUUUUAAUGUACCCGGUCCUCGCUGAAGAUUUAUGUAGAAAUAUCUGAAUUUCUUCUUACUCCCCUGACAUAUUAUUCAGAAAGCAUUUUUAAAAGAUUCCGUUUAUCAAAGAAGAGCUUGUCACAGUAUAAAUGCAUUUGCACCAUGGCGGUUACGUCUUUAACAAGUAUAUUCCUGUCGGGCCUGUUUUCUUUUUCUUUUUUCCACAAUAUUUUGCUGACCUCUUGAAAUUCUGCCAAAACAUCGUUUCCGACAAUCUGAUUGCAUCAUCCACUGUUGUAACAACAGAUCACUUGAAAGCAGUUUGCUGUCAAGAGAAGUAUAAAACCACACACACGGAGCAUCUGUUGGAUGAGAUGAUUGUAACGUACUCACCAAAACACAUUUCUAAAGGUAUAUUCUUACCUUUCUGUGUGCAAAGAAAUGUCUGCUUUGUACUACUUGCACAUCAGAAAACACUCAUUUACACUUUAUAUCCUAUUUUCACUUAAUUCUCACUAUUUCCAUCUGUAACGAAUAUUAAUGUGUAAAAUGGCGAAUGUUGAUGUCACUGAUCCAAAGUAGACUUGUUAAAUGGAAAACACAUGUUGUAAGUUUCAUUGCCUCCAAGUUGGAGUUACAGUCAUCUACAUAAUGUUUGUACUCAUCUCUCUCUGUCUUUCGCUUUUUUUUUCUUUUUUUUUUAAGCCUUGUGUGUUUUAAUUACUGAGCUGAUUGCCACUUGUCAUAAGAGUGAUUUUUGGAGCUUUUCUUUGGGGAAAUAAAUUUAGCUGUUUGUUUUACAGUC